CAGUCGCAUUAUUAAAGCAUCACUCUCGCUAUAAAAGCAAGAAAGCAAAUUAGGGUUUCUGCAGCACUGCAAUCCACUUUCCGUUGGCGCUGCGCAUAGACCGUCUUCCCCGGCAGCGAAUAUGACCAAGCGUACAAAGAAGGCCGGAAUUGUCGGCAAGUAUGGUACAAGAUAUGGUGCCAGCUUGAGGAAGCAGAUCAAAAAGAUGGAAGUGAGUCAGCAUGCAAAAUACUUCUGUGAGUUCUGUGGGAAGUAUGCGGUUAAGAGGAAGGCUGUUGGGAUAUGGGGUUGCAAGGACUGUGGCAAAGUGAAAGCAGGAGGGGCUUACACCUUAAAUACUGCAAGUGCUGUAACUGUGAGGAGCACAAUCCGACGGCUGAGGGAGCAGACUGAGGGUUGAUGGAACCUGCCUGUUGGGGUCGCCAGUUAUCGGAUUUUGUUUCUUGAAAUUACCUGGUCACAUUCAAAACACUUGAAAACUGUUAGAGAUGAGAUUUUGGGUUGUUGAUUUGAAGGCAUUAAAUUGUAGCUGGACUAUUUGAGCUGAUAGAGGGGAUCUGUCCAUGAAGCGCAUGUUUCUCCUCACAGUUAGUGUGAGGGAGCAAUCAUCAUGAGAUUUCAGACAAUAAGGCCUCUUGGAUGUACCUGCCUGCAAUUUAUGAUUGGUACAUGAUUUUGGUGGAGCCAA
This is a messenger RNA of Magnolia sinica, 688 nucleotides long. RefSeq names its product large ribosomal subunit protein eL43z. Bases 122 to 400 code for a protein of 92 amino acids. NCBI's taxonomy places the organism in Eukaryota, Viridiplantae, Streptophyta, Magnoliopsida, Magnoliales, Magnoliaceae. Gene Ontology annotation, biological process: translation. The transcript has 5 exons. Gene Ontology annotation, cellular component: ribosome. The record is from RefSeq and is a predicted model, not a curated record. Gene Ontology annotation, molecular function: structural constituent of ribosome.